Theobroma umbraticum is the source of this 565-nucleotide messenger RNA. Its product is annotated as oleosin Cor a 13-like. The record is from RefSeq and is a predicted model, not a curated record. Gene Ontology annotation, biological process: sexual reproduction; lipid storage. Lineage: Eukaryota; Viridiplantae; Streptophyta; Magnoliopsida; Malvales; Malvaceae. Gene Ontology annotation, cellular component: monolayer-surrounded lipid storage body; membrane; extracellular region.
UAAGCAUACAAAUUCGUAAUUCUUCAAUUUCUUAACGUUUGAACUUUUUGCAACCAUGGCUGAGUACCACCAGCUGCGGCAACCAGACCAUCACCACUACUCUCAACCAAGGUCCCAGCAGAUGGUGAAGGCGGCUGCUGCUGCCACUGCUGGGGGAUCCCUUCUAGUCCUCUCCGGUUUGAUCCUUGCUGGCACGGUUAUUGCACUCACUAUUGCUACUCCACUCUUUGUCAUAUUCAGUCCGGUUCUUGUCCCUGCUCUCAUUGCCGCUGCUCUAUUGGCCACAGGUUUCAUGGCUUCUGGCGGUUUCGGUGUCGCAGCUAUUACUGUGCUGUCAUGGAUUUAUAGGUAUGUUACCGGGGGGCACCCACCAGGAGCGGAUCAGUUGGACCAGGCGCGUAUAAGGCUGGCUAGAAAGGCUCGGGAGAUGAAGGGCAGGCCUGAGCAGCUCACCAGUGCAACGGCUUCUUAGUUUGUGCUGCUUAAUUAGCAAUUGAUCUCUACCUAGCUAGGAUCAAAUGGCUAUCACACAAGUCCUCCUCUUAAGUCUUAAGUCAUUAGAAUG